UCCGCACGCAGCAGAUAGAUUUUGAGAAACGGAAAGAGAAGGUAGGAACAGGGGUGUUUACGGGACAGUCAGUCCCUCCUUAAAAUCAAAACAUGGGCUUUCAGGCCCACGUAACCAAGAGCAAAGACACAUUUCUCGAAAGCAGAACUCGUUAGCUACCCGCUGGACUUGGCCUGGCCCCGCUGAGUGUUUUUAUACGUGAGUUUUUUUGAAGUUGGAAAUUAGGGAGGUGGUGGUUUUGUCGACAGAGGUUUCUCGUGUUGGACAGGACAAGAUGGCAGCAGCAUAAGCAAGUUGGGCAUGGUGUGGGCACAUUAUAACUCCGUAACAUGUUCAGAAAAGCUGUGGAUUCUGUCAAUUGUUACUAUCUGUGAAGGUAUGGCCUCACAAGUCUUGGUCUACCCACCACAUGUUUAUCAAACCCAGACAAGUGCCUUCUGUAGUGUGAAGAAACUCAAAGUAGAGCCUAGCAGUUGCGUGUAUCAUGAGAGAGCCAACCCACGGACCUAUUUGAACAGUAGAACCCUUGACAUUGCUCGCCCUACAAACGUCGCUCACUCUUCUUUCCACAUAAAAGACUCUGUGUACAGCAAGCCCCGUGGGCAGAACUUUGCAUUGCAAGCAGUUGCCUUAAGAGGUGUGAAGGAGGACCCAGGAACAGCAGAGGUAAAGCAGCACCCGUCAGACCGGGCACCCCUGCAGGACGCUGGUGGUAGUGGUGGAGCAGGAGGAGGAGAUUUGAACUUGGUGGACAGCGUGCAGCAAUGCGGGCUGAAACGUAAGAGUGAGGAGUUAGAGAACAGAGGAAGUGCCAUGCAGAUUGUGGAGGAACUGUCCAUGUUGCCUGCAAUGUUGCAAACGAACGCUGGCAACUCGGCCGCAGUAGUGGGCGCCUCAAAGCAGAGUGUCGCUGGUGGGGAUGGGGAUUACCACCUGGUGCAGCACGAGGUGCUGUGCUCCAUGAAGAAUACUUACGAGGUCCUGGACUUCCUGGGUCGAGGGACCUUCGGUCAGGUGGUGAAGUGCUGGAAGAGGGGCACGAACGACAUUGUGGCCAUCAAAAUCCUCAAGAAUCACCCCUCAUAUGCACGACAAGGGCAAAUCGAAGUGAGUAUCCUGGCCCGUCUGAGCAGCGAGAAUGCAGACGAAAAUAACCUCGUGAGGGCCUUUGAGUGCUUCCAGCACCGUAAUCACACCUGCCUGGUGUUUGAGAUGCUGGAGCAAAACCUGUAUGACUUCUUAAAGCAGAACAAGUUCAGCCCUCUGCCGCUGAAGGUAAUCAGGCCUAUCCUGCAACAGGUGGCCACCGCACUGAAAAAACUGAAAAGCCUUGGACUCAUCCACGCGGACCUUAAACCGGAAAAUAUCAUGCUAGUGGACCCUGUCCGGCAGCCUUACAGGGUGAAAGUAAUAGACUUUGGAUCUGCCAGCCACGUUUCCAAAGUAGUCUGCUCCACAUAUUUGCAGUCGCGGUACUACAGAGCGCCAGAGAUUAUUUUGGGGUUGACAUUUUGUGAAGCCAUAGACAUGUGGUCGCUGGGGUGUGUCAUUGCAGAGCUGUUUCUUGGAUGGCCGCUAUAUCCUGGAGCACUGGAAUAUGAUCAGAUUCGAUAUAUUUCGCAGACCCAAGGCUUACCUGGGGACCAGGUUUUGAAUGUGGGGACAAAGACAGCAAGGUUUUUUUGUAGAGAGUCAGAUUCACCAUAUUCAAAAUGGAGGCUUUAGUCCACAGAGGAACACGAAACAGAGACAGGGAUGAAGUCAAAGGAAGCCAGGAAGUAUAUCUUCAGCUGUUUGGAUGAUGUUGCGCAUGUGAACAUGGUGAUGGAUUUAGAAGGAAGUGACUUGCUAGCAGAGAAAGCGGACCGCAGAGAGUUUGUCAGUUUGUUGAAGAUGAUGUUGUUGAUUGAUGCAGAUAAAAGAAUGACUCCGGCAGACAGCAUGAACCACCCUUUUGUCACCAUGCAUCACCUUUUAGACUUUCCUCAUAGCAACCAUGUGAAUUCAUGUUUUCAUAUAAUGGAUGUUUGCAGAACACGGUCUAACACAUAUGAUCUAAGCAAUCGCAAUAAGAUACCAUUCAUGAGACCAGUCACAUCAGGCAAUGCAGCAAACCUGACUCUGGCUUUUAAUAAGAUGGGAACUGUCCACACUCAAGCUUUAGCACCACCUGUGAUGCACUGUGGGAUGUCGCUGCAGACAGGAAUGGCUCCGUUUGGGUGCAAUGAUUCUUUUCAGCAAACAUUGAUCCUCUGUCCCCAGGGCAUCCAAGCGGGAAUUCCCACUAACCCAAACAAGCCUGCUGUAUAUGCUGUCAGAAUGGACAAUACUGUUCCGCUGGUGACACAAGCCCCAGCAAUACAACCUUUACAGAUUCGCCCAGGAGUUAUCACUCAGACAUGGUCCAAUCAAACUGGGCAGAUACUAGUACCAGCCUGGCAGCAAGUAACCCCUGUGGCUCCUUCUACAACAACACUGACAUCUGACACUGUGGCGGGUCCACAGAGACUUGGUGACUGGGGAAAAGUGCACCACCAUGGCAACCAUUAUAACUCCAUGAUGCCACAACCUCUUCUAACCAACCAAAUGGCUAUGUCCACCCACCAGCCAAUAAGUAUAGGCAUUGCCCAUGUCAUAUGGCCUCAACCUUCAGCUGCUAACAAAAGAAAUAAACCUUGUCAGAACAGGAGUAAUUUCUUCCACAACAGCAAUACCCAGAACUUGGUACGCCUGUCUCCAAAGAUUUCAGGCAAUGUAAAGAAUGAUGAAGCAGAACGUUGUACAGGAGAAAGUCAGGGCAAUCGCAGCCCACAGAGAGAGGAGAGGAGCUGCUGUAAGCCGUCUGUCAUGCAGGACGCUGACUUGGCCAUCUGUAACAAGCAACGUCAGACUAUCGUCAUCGCUGACUCUCCAAGUUCUGUGGUCAGCGUCAUUUCCAUUAGCAGCGAUACAGAUGAGGAGGAGGUGGCACAGAGACACUCUCUGGGAGAAUGUAAAGGCAGCCCGGAUUGUGAAGCUUGUCAGAGCACACUGAACAUUGACAGAGUGUGUUCUUUAAGCAGUCCUGACAGCACCCUGAGUACCAGUUCAUCAAACUCUGCCCAGUCUAGUCCAUCCCCCUGUAAAAGGCCAAACAGCAUGUCCGAUGACGAGCAAGAAAGUGGUUGUGACACUGUGGAUGGCUCCCCUGCGUCUGACUCUUCAGGACAGAACGAUAGUCCGUUCAUGGAGCGCCGGUUUCUUGGGGAUGCCAACCAAAACACUGAAGCAAGAGCUCCGCUGGAGGCAGAGACCAUCCAGCCAGCUGUCCGCACCAUGGUGGUGCCGCCAAUGAGAGUACAAAACAAUAAUCCAGCUGCUGAGGAGCGGAUGGCAAAUACAGAUACCACGUGUCAGUCCUUAUUCAAGGGCCGGUCUGCUCCUGCAAGAUUAAACCGGUACUCUUCAGCAGUUAACCGCCAGCAAAAAAUGACAUCAGCAUUCCAGCAACAGCACAUGAACUUUGGACAAGUUCAGCACUAUGGUUCUUGCCAUCAGGAAUGGAAUGGAAAUUACGGCCACAGGAGACAGCAGGCGUAUAUCCCUCCCACAAUACAUGGGCACACCUUCACGCUGCCUCACGGGAGCCCCAAUCACAGUGCAGCUCACCCUCACCUGCCUGGAAGUACUCACCUUGGGGGCCAGCCCAUCUUGCCCUACCCUCCACCAGCUCCACUUUGCACUGCAGCUCCUGUUGCCCACAUCUUGGCUUCACCAUGUACUACAAGGCCUGUAAUGCAGCCGGCAACCUACAGUAUCUCUCAUCCUAACGGCAUUGUUCACCAAGUAACUGUGGGCAUCAACCAUCGCCUGCUGCCAUCCCCUACCAUUCACCAGAACCAGUUCAAACCAAUAUUCCCGGCUCAUUCGUACAUCACAGCCUCACCUGCUUACACAGGCUUCCCUUUAAGCCCAACAAAACUUAGCCAGUACCCUUACAUUUGAGUGUUCGUGGGGUUCAUUAGCAUAUAAACACUUGGUUUGGAAAGAUUAAAUGAAAAACCUGGUGUUCUAAUAAAUUCUAGCCAUGGCACAACAGAUAAUUAAAAAAAUAAAAUAUUUUUGUGAAUCAUGUAGACUUGGGUGCAAUUUAAACUUUGAGCUUUAAAAAGAAUUGAAAACUCACUUUUAAUAUGUUUGACAUUUGAUAUAUUUCUCAUCGGAACUUAUAUGGUUACUCUAACAGUUGAAUUAUGGGAGUGGAAGUCUAGUUUCUCUCCUACUAUUUUUAUAUAUUGCCUUCUAACUUGUGCAAGAGACAUCUUCAUUUGUGAAGCCAUUCAGUAUACAAGUGUAUAGGGAAACAGAACAGCCACAGCACAGCGUACUCAUGAUCUGUUUGUUUCUUCCUGUGUCUCCUUGGUGUUUUAAAUGUCGAGUCACUUAUCUGAAAGGCUGUUCUUCACACUGCAUGUGUUCUCCUUGCAUGAGCAAAAUUGAAAGUUUCCUAGACAUUGCUCUUAGUGUUGUCCUAGGAAUCUCAGCUGCAUUGUAAAUCUUUCCCACCCAUAGUGCCUUAAAUAUUUGAGGUUAUUAAUGUUACUACUUAUAUUAAUGUAAUGGACUGCAGCACUUGAAAUUCCAAUCUGCUGAUUUGGUGUUAUAUCUAUAUAGAUCUAGCGCUAUAUAGAGAGAUUGAGACUAAUGCUUAUUUUGGGUUUGGCGUGGUAAGUUUGAGGACUAGCAAGCUUUUCCUUUACUAAGAACAGCAUGCUUUGCUGUAGUGGGUCUGCUGUUCAACUUUUCUGAAUGUCUAGUGUAAAGAACAAGUGUUGAGUAUUGCUUACAGUUUGAUAAUCAACUUCUAUUUGGUAUACACUUAACUAACAGUAUUUGUACUGUUUUAAUGAAACUGCAAUACAAUCAAAGUCGUUGUUGAUUUUGUUUUCAUGUCUGCCGAUUUUUUUUUUUUUUUUAAAUGUUUUUUAUGAAAUAUUUAGAAAUGUGGUGGGCAUGGCUUUGACUAGAUAAAGAGAAAAUGCAAAUAUAGUUCAUUUGAUUGUUAUGAUAGGGCUUCAUCUUCGCUUGAGCGAACCAUUCAGUAUUUGAUAUGUAUUUAUAGUAAUAGACUAUUUAGUACUGAAGCUUGGCAAGGUGCGAGUUCUUUGUGCAUAAUUCUCAUUUAUGCAUGUGAUUUUAAGUUUUACCCGUUUUUACUUUAUUAUACCAUUUGUUUAAACUUGUGUGUCGAUUUGCAUAUUUUAUACAUUCCGUCAGGGAGAAAAGUAUAUGCUGUGUUUUUUGUGUUUUUGUGUUUUUUUUUUUUUAUUAUUAUUUUGAUAGUAUGUGCGUCAGGUUGCUUUUGCAGCACCAAAGACUUUGUCAUCCAUUUCCUGAGCAAGGUAGCAAUUUUUUUGCAUAGACAUCAAGUAUACUAUAAUUAUUGUGAUGGGGUAAAAAAAAAUAAAAAUAAAACAAAUUAAAAAAAAGUAUUAAAGUGGUUGAGGCUAUGUUAAGCUCUUGGGGCGAAUACUUUGUAUCAUUUAUAUUGAAUGUAUCAUAGAUAAGCUGCUAUAUAAUGGUUGCCACUUCAAAUAGCUGUGAAAUUAGGUGAUUUACUUAGUACUCUCUUAGCAUUCUUCUUUCUGUAUAAGUCUAAUUACCUGAAAUAGAAGUGGGUUUUUUAAUUGAAUUUUUGCUUUAAUGUUUGGAGUGUCAUUGUGACUACUGUAUUGCAAAUAAUGGAAGUUAGUUGCGUUUGUUUUUGGGGUGUGUGCGUGUUUUUUUGUUGUUUUUUGCAUCAGUAUUUAUCUUCAUUAACUUUGAGCUCAUCACUGCAUAUAAAUGGAUGUCUUGAUGUAACUUACUUUUUUUUAAUGUUUUCAUAUUAGCAUUUUGUAGCCAUGUUGAGCUGUAGCUUGCAAAUUUUACUUCACUUUUUUUCAAUAAAGCAAUUGGGAAUGGUGUACUAACAUGCAAUUUUGCAACUGAGUACUGUAAUUAAUGUAUAGUACAAAGUUGUGUAAAAAAAAAAAAAAAGUCAAGGCAUUAUCACGUUUAAUACGCCACUAAACAGCACUUGUAUAACUCUCAAUAAGCUAUCUGUGGAAAGGGCUGGUGGAUGUUUGUUAAAUAGCCUUUCUUUCUACUUGGAACUGAAAUUGCAGUGUUCUGUUCAAACCAUUGUCAAGAACGUGACUUUUGUGCUUGCAAUUUGUUUCUACCCCUAAACUAGUUUAACUAUUUUUCUGUAAAAACUACAAAUUUUAAUGUUAAACGCUUUUACAUGUUUUCACACAGAAAUGAAUCCAAAAAGUGUCGGAAGACAUUAAACAUUGCUAUCUGUCCUUUGGAACAGUUCAAUGAUAAUUUCUUGCUUCGUCUGGAGAGUCGUUUUCAGUGAUAGCUAAGAAUAGAAUUUUGAGAGUCCUAAUGUUGCUUUUAUGUACCCAACUUUUGAAAAGCCCUCUUGACUAUUGCAGUUCCUUAUUAGUGAGGACAGUGCGAUUUCACACUGGGUUAGUGCCUUGAGGAGCUGUGCUGACAUCAGGGCUUCAAAAGACUGAAGCUUUGCUUGCCUGUUCUCCCGGAUGACAGCGGGGUGUUGUGGAGCUCAGUGUAGGGUUAUAAGAGUAUCAGAUAAAAUGAAUGGUAAUGUAUAAAGCGACUUGAUGUGGUAGCUUGACCAAAAAUUGCUUUUUUGUGUUCCUUCAUAAUUGUACCAGGGAUCGACUUUUAUACUUACGUGCAACCAAUUCCCGGAUCAGGCCAUGCCACUUACCAUGCACAUAAUGCUGGCUGCUGCCACAUACUGUAGCACCUUCCUCUUGGGGUUGCAUCCAGAAAGGGUGUAAUAUUUCACCAUUAAAAAUAGCCAUGAACCUCUAGAAAAUAGAUUUUAUUUUUUAAGUGAAUGCGGUUUUUAAAUGUGAAUCCAAAGGUUGGUAGUUAAUAUUGAAUUCGCUACAGUUGAAAUACCUGUAGACUCUUCGUUUGCUGCCAAGUCUUAAUCUUAAGCACCACUGAUCUUAUGGGUUGAUCGGAGCAAACCGCCUUCAACCUGACAGUCGCAUGGAAUACUCUUGCAGAGCAAGAUUCCGCAGUGAUCCAGGUGAUUAGCACAUGGGAUGCUAGGAGUGUAGCAACAAUCAUGGAAUGCUGUGUGUUCUAUUUAUUAUUAUUAUUAUUAUUAUUACUAUUUUUUUUUAAAUGGGUCGUGUGUGACUCGAUUUUGUAGUGUUGUGCCCUACAACACACAAACAGCGCAUUGUUUUCCUACUGCUACAUGAAAGUCUUUUCGACAUGCCUUUUUCUGAAAGUUUUGUUUUAAAUAUUUACUGUACUUCAAACUGCAAAGGGGCCACAGUGGUAGUUGGCAUCAUGGAAACAUUAAUGGCGCUAGUUACUAAAGCUUUUUCAUUUGACAGCGCAAAGAGGUCUUAUGGUAGUGGAUUUACAUAUAAAAAUGCAUGGAGUCAUGCAGUUGUGCAUGCAUUUUCUAUCAACCUUUUCCAAAGUGCAUGUACAGUUAACAGUAUUUCGAUCCCUAUGUGUUGUAACUUACCAGCAAAUAUGCCUGCACAAAAUGUUAGCUAAAUGCAUUUAUUUUGGUUAAGUUUUCAUGAAAUCAGUUUGCACAGACAACUCAUUUAAUCUACCAAUUUCAUCAUUUGAAAAUCGAUGUU
This is a messenger RNA of Polyodon spathula (Mississippi paddlefish), 7664 nucleotides long. RefSeq names its product homeodomain-interacting protein kinase 3-like. NCBI's taxonomy places the organism in Eukaryota, Metazoa, Chordata, Actinopteri, Acipenseriformes, Polyodontidae. The transcript has 16 exons. Gene Ontology annotation, cellular component: nucleus; PML body; cytoplasm. Gene Ontology annotation, molecular function: protein tyrosine kinase activity; ATP binding; protein serine/threonine kinase activity. Gene Ontology annotation, biological process: peptidyl-threonine phosphorylation; peptidyl-serine phosphorylation. The record is from RefSeq and is a predicted model, not a curated record.